This is a messenger RNA of Centruroides sculpturatus (bark scorpion), 1240 nucleotides long. RefSeq names its product aurora kinase-like. The record is from RefSeq and is a predicted model, not a curated record. Gene Ontology annotation, biological process: peptidyl-serine phosphorylation; intracellular signal transduction. The transcript is spliced from 9 exons. Gene Ontology annotation, molecular function: protein serine/threonine kinase activity; ATP binding. Lineage: Eukaryota; Metazoa; Arthropoda; Arachnida; Scorpiones; Buthidae. The coding region runs from base 38 to 1036 and encodes 332 amino acids.
CGCCGAAAAAGUUGUUUCGCGAAUUUCGAGAAAUAAUAUGAAGAAGAAAAGUAGGAGAGAAGAUUCUGAACCGAGUGUUCAGGAAAAUAAAGAUUGCUCAUUUCAGAAUGGCAAAGAUUCGCCUGCAACAAAAUGUGACUUCUCGAAUCUAGACGAGUCGCAGUUGCAAGCAAAUAAGCAGAAGAAAGGAAAGUUUAUGGGAUUUUUAACUAAUUUAUUCCAUAAAUUUUUGUUGUGUUGUUGCAUUUCAGGCGAGAUUUCUGGUUCCGAAACUUACGAACCGGAAAAGAAACUCGCAGAUUCAAAGCAAGAACACGACCGUUUCGAUAAAGCCAAAUAUUAUAUUGGCAAGUACAAAAUUACUAAAGAAAUUGGACGUGGAAGUUUUGGGACUAUUUAUUUGGCUAAGACCAAAUAUUCUAGAAAGAAAAAGGCUUUAAAAGUCGUAAAGAAGAAAGUCUCUUCUUCUAAUCAGUUUGGUGAAAUCCGGAGAGAAACAAUCGUUUGGAAUUGCGUGUCCGCCCAUCCAAACAUUGUCAGAUUGAUUCGAUUCCUGCAAACUGACACAGCCUUUUGCUUUGUCUCGGAUUUUGUUGAGGGAGAAACUUUGGCCGAAUUUAUACAAAAGAAUGGCCCUAUAGCGGAGAGAAAAGCUAAAGUGUUUGCCGCUCAAGUGGCCUCUGCUAUUAUGUAUAUUCAUAGGAAUGGAAUAAUACACCGAGACAUUAGUUCAAACAACGUUAUGUUAGAUGUGUACAAAGGUGCACAAGUAAUUGAUUUCGGUCUAUCCACAUACGAACGAAAUCCAAGAGAUUAUUGUGGAACUUUAGCAUUUAUGUGUCCGGAAAUUCUCCAGAGGAAGCCUUACGAUUCCUAUUGUGACUGGUGGGCGUUCGCCAUCGUUUUAUUUCAAGCGUUGGUUGGAAGAACUCCUCUAGAGAUUUAUGUGAAAGAAGCUUUCCACAUUGAUAAUGUGUAUUUAUUGCCCCGUUACGACCGAAUAAGAAGUAAUGUAUCAAAAUUAUUAAUUGAAUAAUAAUAAUAGCAAUAUAAGAUAAUUAAUAUUAAAAUGCGUUUGCAGCUGCUUUAAAUGUGAAGGUGUCGUAUCCUCAUGCAUUAACGGAUGAUGCCAGACAUUUUAUUUAUGAUUUAUUGCAAAAGGUAAGAUUAUACUUAAUUGUACUUAACAAAUUCAGAUUUGUCUCUCCCCGUUUUAUGCACGAAAUGACAUUUAUUUACA